This is a messenger RNA of Apis dorsata (giant honeybee), 722 nucleotides long. RefSeq names its product SOX domain-containing protein dichaete-like. The record is from RefSeq and is a predicted model, not a curated record. The transcript has 3 exons. Bases 21 to 542 code for a protein of 173 amino acids. Lineage: Eukaryota; Metazoa; Arthropoda; Insecta; Hymenoptera; Apidae. Gene Ontology annotation, molecular function: DNA-binding transcription factor activity, RNA polymerase II-specific; RNA polymerase II cis-regulatory region sequence-specific DNA binding. Gene Ontology annotation, biological process: cell differentiation; anatomical structure morphogenesis; regulation of DNA-templated transcription.
GAAAGCGAAGAAGUGCAAACAUGUUGAACUCUCAUCAGCAACAUCCCGGUUAUGGAUUCCUCUCCGGUAUGGAUCUGCACACGGUCCACCACGUGGGCCAGGACAUGAACGUGGCCACCAAUCAACCGUUAGCAGCGUCCCAGGAGCAACACAUUAAACGGCCGAUGAACGCGUUUAUGGUGUGGUCGAGGAUACAGCGGAAGAAGAUAGCCCUGGAAAAUCCUAAAAUGCACAACUCCGAGAUAUCGAAGCGGCUGGGCGCCGAGUGGAAGCUUUUGUCCGACACGGAGAAGAGACCGUUCAUCGACGAGGCGAAACGUCUCCGCGCCAUGCACAUGAAGGAGCACCCGGACUACAAGUACCGUCCACGAAGGAAGCCGAAGGUGCCCGUUUCGGUGGUUCCAGGAGCGAAGACCACUUCCAUGAGCCCGGGUGGCUUCCCCAGUUUCCCUCUGCCGCCAUAUNAUCGUCCCAACAAGUAUCCACGGCAACGUCAUCCACCACGCUGGAUCUCGAGCAACUGCGUCGGCCAGUCUCCGUAAUAUUCUAGAUCGUCCGAAUCAUCCGUCUGUUAUAGAUUCCAACGAACGUUGAAUGAUCGUGAAUGAUCCAAGUUUCGUGCUCGUGAAACGAAAUUGGAAGAUGAUCCGUGGUGAACGAAUAGGUAGAAGGGAGGGACGGGAAGAAGGAGAGUUCAGACUCGAGUUUAUACAUAUAUAUAU